UUGAUGAGAAAACACACAAAUGGCAAGGACCUUGUGCGACCUGGAGUGACACGAUUUGCUAGCCACUUCAUCACUUUGCAGAGCAUUCUUAGUGCCAUUCCUCAUCUUAAGCAAAUGUUUGUGUCAGAUGCUUGGUUGGGGUCUGCAUACUCCAAAAGACCUGAAGCAGAGAAGAUUGUGACCAUUGUUUUUGAUGAAGGGUUCAAUAAAAGUGGAGAGGAGUUGACUGCGGUGACAGAACCUUUGGUGAGGGUUCUUCGUAUGGUGGAUGGAGAGGGCAUGCCAAUGGGUUUCAUUUAUGAGGCCAUGGAUAGGGCCAAAGAGGCCAUUUCACAUUACUAUCCUGGAAAUGCAAGAAAAUGUGAAAUCUUUUGGCGCAUCAUUGAUCGUAGGUGGACAAACCAACUCCACCAACCGAUACAUGCCUUCGCCUACUUUUUGAACCCGAAAUUCUACUUCUCUGAUUCAUUUAGGGCUGAUGAGGAGGUCAUGGCAGGUGUUAUUACAUGCAUUGAUAAGAUGACACCUGAUCCUGAGUUGAGAGACAAGGUUCUUGAUGAGUUGGAGAUCUACAAAAGUGCAGAGGGGAGACUCUUCUCAUCACAACUAGCAAUUGAUAGGAGAGGAAAACAACAACCAGAUUUAUGGUGGGAGAAUUAUGGUGCCGGCACGCCUAAUCUUCAAAAGAUAGCUAUCCGUGUUUUGUCUCAGCCAUGCAGUGCUUCUGGGUGUGAACGAAAUUGGAGUGUCUUUGAAAGCAUUCACACAAAGAAGAGAAAUAGAUUGUCACAAAAGCGGCUCAAUGAUCUAGUAUUUGUUCGGUACAACCUUCGCCUUCGAGUUAGACAGGUGGAGGGUGUUUCACAUGAGGCCAUUGACUUGGAUGAAAUUGAUCCAUAUGGUGAUUGGACCAUGAAUAAACAAAAUGAUGGUGAUGAUGUCCUCCUUACCGAAGAAGAAAUUGCAGAAAUAGAGAGAGGAGCAGCACAAGAUGCAGAAGGAGCAAGAUUGGAUGAAGAUGAGGACGAAGAUGAGGAUGAUGAUGAGGACUAUGACUUUGAAGAAGAAUCAUCUCACCAUUUAGAUACCACAACACCCACUGCUACUACUUCUAGCUCAAGGCCUGAAAAAUUGAGCUAUAUUAGGAAAAAUACAAAGAGGAAGAUGUAGUCUUCUCUUUGGUUUGUUCAUUCACAUUGCUGUUUUUCACAUUUGCAGUUGGACUUGGACAUAUCAUUAUAUGUAAUUUUGUGAACAUUUAUAUACUUAUGCUGCCAUUAUAGUAUUAUACAUUUUAGAGUUGAAACUUGAAACUU
This is a messenger RNA of Cryptomeria japonica (Japanese cedar), 1316 nucleotides long. RefSeq lists its product as uncharacterized. Gene Ontology annotation, molecular function: protein dimerization activity. NCBI's taxonomy places the organism in Eukaryota, Viridiplantae, Streptophyta, Pinopsida, Cupressales, Cupressaceae. The record is from RefSeq and is a predicted model, not a curated record. Bases 4 to 1170 code for a protein of 388 amino acids. The transcript is spliced from 4 exons.